Podospora anserina S mat+ is the source of this 570-nucleotide messenger RNA. RefSeq lists its product as uncharacterized. The record is from RefSeq and is a predicted model, not a curated record. The transcript has 2 exons. Bases 1 to 570 code for a protein of 189 amino acids. NCBI's taxonomy places the organism in Eukaryota, Fungi, Ascomycota, Sordariomycetes, Sordariales, Podosporaceae.
AUGCGUAGACCAAGAUUCAGAAAGUCUCCUUCGACGAGCUUCUCAACGAUAUCCGAAGAUAUGGCUACGCCUCCCAGAAGCCCAUCACAAACCUCCACACGAAUCAGGGACACGGGGUUCCCCGAUACAUUCUGUGGAAAUAGGAACACCACCCUUCCUCACCCUGACGCCAAGAUUGGUCCUGAUGCAUGCAUAACGGAAGACGAUGUGAAUGUGGGCAGGGCACUCAUCAGGCACAGGAUGUCCUUCCAAGUUCAGACUGAGCGACCAUAUGGUCGAUCUCUUAGCCUGUAUGACCGCAAAGUCAGCGGCUCUUCUGACGAAGGAGCUCUGGCUACUCUAGGCCGCAUGGCUCUUGGGUCUAUUCGACCCAGUGCUGAGCAACCCGCUGGUAUCCGACCGACGUCUCGGGAUGGCCAUAGUGUCACUACCUCCGACGGCACAGGCUCGCCUCCACACUCACCAACCCGCCAAGUGAAACAGGAUCCAAGAGACGCAGCCAGGGAUCCUAGAGACGGACGCCGACAUCGUCGCAGGAGCAGUCUCAUCAACAGGCUCUUGCACAGAUAG